Messenger RNA from Cuscuta campestris, 3449 nucleotides. NCBI's taxonomy places the organism in Eukaryota, Viridiplantae, Streptophyta, Magnoliopsida, Solanales, Convolvulaceae. The record is from the annotation of a GenBank genome assembly.
CUUUGUAUUGCAAAUAUACAUGAUACAAUUAUCCUCUUUUUUCACAAACAAAUACCUUUCCAUCAUCUCCGAUGGAGCCAAAUUUUUACCAUUUUUUUGGCUUUGGGGUGUGAUGGAAUAAAUCAAAAUGGAUCUUUAAAUUGUCUGCGCUUUUUUAAUUAAUGAAGUAGCAGUUAGUCAAGCAAUGCAACUUCGACGUUGAGCCGGGGGUCUCUUUGGAAACAGCAUCUCUACUUUCGAGUAGGGGUAAGGUCUGCGUACACACACCCUCCCCAGACCCUACUCUUGUGGGAUUUAACUGGGUUGUUGUUGUUGUUUCACAAACAAAUACAUCAAAAAGAAAGGACGUUGUACCAAAUACAUCACAUGCUCGUUUGAUGAAACAUAUAAACACAUUCUCACCUUCUACAUCAUUAGAAUAUAAGAAUAUGUUUGGUGCGUUUAAGACAUAUAAUAAGAUAUAGAUUUUGAAAUCUAAAAGAAAUAAAAUGAGAUCCAAAUUCAGGAAAAAGUGUUUCGAGAAACUUGAAAUCAAAUCAAAUCUCUCCCUAAACUGUUCGAGGAGUUUGGUUGAAGAUGGCAAACAUAUCAGAUCGGUUCAAAAUAGAUUACAUCCAUCUCAUCCAAUCCUAUCAAACCAAAUCUUCAAAAAAUCUGAGGCGAAUGAAAUGCAACCUAAUAUUUAACCUAUGGAGAAGUUGGGAUGAGUUUAUAAGUUUCAUGAAUCAUGUCCUCAAUACAUUUGGUACACCGUCUCCUCUUCAUAAGGUAUUUAUUGUUCGUGAAAAGAGAAAAACAAAAGUUGUAUCAUGUAUAAUUGCAAUAUAGAGAUUCACUACUUGAAGUAAUGCUAAGGGUGAAUGCUUUGUACCACAUUGAAUUUAGAUGUGAAAAGGGUUGACUUGAGUUAAAAGAGAAAAAUAAUACCCCGAUACAAAGAACUCAAUUAUAAAUGAUAAAUUUAUAAUUAUGUAUAUGGACUACUUAGAGUUGAAAGGUUUGUCUUUGAAAACUAUGUUUGGUGGUUUCAAAUACAUAGCCAAGUUUAAAAAGAAGUUGUAAGUGGUUGACACAGAUCAAAUAUACCUUCCGGAAAGAAAACAUUACAAGGCAACUGUUGACAAUAAUAACAAUAUUGCCAGAAAGCUUUUGAUUCAAUCUCAUUUUGGAAUAUGUAGCACAAUAUAGCAUUACAUACUACAAGCUUGAUUCUAGAAUUGAUUUUUGGUAUAGCUAAAAAUUGGGGGGAGAUUUCACGACUCGUGUUAAAAUACAAUAACUUUACUCAAGAAGAGUUAAAUACACACCAUGUUAUAUUGUAUGACGAUAGGAAAAAAGAAGAAUUAAGUUGAAAAAUACAAGCAAAAUUUAGUCUGCAUUUGGCAUUGUUGAAGUUACAAGUGAGAAAAAUCUCAUAAUAGUAGAAAAGAGAAAACGUUUGAGAACAAGAAAAACGUACAAAAGUACUCCCUCUGUCCUAAAACUUUAUUCCCACUUUCUUUUUUUAGUGUCAUAAAACUAACUUCUCACUUCUUCAAAAAGAGUGAAAUGACUAUUCUACUCCUUUAAUCUUUACUCCUUAGCACCCACAACAUUUACGUCUUUUCAUCUUCAUCUCUCUCCAUUGUUCUCUCCCCAUCGUCAUCUCUCUCUAUCCUCCAUUUCUCGAAAGAAUUUCAUCUUCUCUUUUGUUGGCCUCACAUGUUGAGGGGGCACAGAUCGGGCAAUUAUGAGGGCAAUAGUGGUUUGUGAGGGUAGAGACAAAUUUGAUAUGCGGUGAAGAUAAUGGGGACGGAUCAAACUAUUUCAAUGAUAAAAGACAUUUCCGAUAAUAUAGACAAAUCCGACAGAUUAUGUAAUCUAAUGGUAGAUCUAGAAAUUCCACUCCCCUUAAGCACAGCGAAGCCAAGCAACCAACUCUGGGAUCUUCUUCUCAUUCAAGCUCCCCAACAAAUACAUGGGGGACAACUUGCCGCUUGCCUCUUCCUACCACACUUGAUGUUAAAAUCCAUCACCAGUAACAUAUGUUGGGUGAUAAGGUUGGGAUUACUUUGGCGUCCUUAGACUCCUUAUAGAGCACUAGGUCACACUUGCGUAGAAGGAAGUAUUCGAUCUACGUCCUCCCAAUUCAGAUAACAAAAGUUACCAAGUGGUCCUCACACAUAGGGAAGGGAGAGUUAGUCAUCCUCAAUUCACUCGCUCUAGAAAAUUCCAAAAGAAAAGCCCCCUCAUGAUUUUUAUCCCCAAAACAAACUCUCCGUGUACCUUCCUCAAAACCCUCUGCCAAGUCGAAGACAUUAUGAGCCUUUUGAAUACUUUUUGCCACCCCAUCCAAACUCACCCAAAACUCUCUUAACUUCAUCCUCCAAGCCAGCUUGAGGAGCAUAAGCAUUCAUGACGUUAAUGACACAUCCACCCAACACUAACUUAAUCCUCCUCAUUUCCACCACAAGCUCCUGCAACUCUUAUGCCACCAAAAUAUCAACUCUUAUCCACAACUUGAACUCGUCCACAUCUCAUGCCUUAGUAACUACCCAUCUAGUCUCUUGCGCACACAAGCACACCACUUGAAUCCUCUUCUUCUUGGGAACCUGCACCAACUCAAUCAACUUACCAGUGAGAGUCUCUAUGUUUCACGAGCCAAAACACACACUAGACACUACACUACACUACUCCUCUACGCAACCCCCUCACCCACCCCAAGAAACAACCUUAAGUUCACAUAGCCAAACAAAGCCACCCUACCCAAACACCAAUGUACAGAAAGAACAAGUUAGCAAGCAAGCAACACAAUGAAAGUAGACUACCCUGACAAAUCAGCAGUUAGAACAACAACAACCACAAUAAGGAAAAGCACACAGAAGGCCAAGCCACACAAAUGGUGCACGCACGAGUUAAAACGCCAAGCCCACAGCUACGAGAGAACCGUCAAACACCACAUGGAUAAGAGGCAAACAAUUAUAAACAAGAGGCAAAUAAGAGACAAUUAUAACUAGGAAUCAAGUGGGAGGCAAAUAGACAAGAAACAAAAAAAAACAAUAAUAAAAGUAGAGCAUGGCAGCACUAGCUUGAAGUGGCACAACAAUCGAGGUCAAUAAUAGCAGAAAUUGCAAGAAAGAUGCACAACAGUAGCCAAAAAAAAGCAGUAGAAGAGAUAGAAAAGAGUAAAUAAUGAACAAGGAGACCGGCGACUAGGGCCGGCGGCUGAGACGGAUCUGGUUUAGGAAUGGGGGGGGAGUAGGCAACUAGGGUUGGAGGCCGGGUAAGAGGUUCCGGGUAGAUCUGGGGAUGGGGGCGAACUUACCUGGGCCCUUGUUGUUGUCCGCCAUUGCCCGCCGGGGACCUAAGCCCGCCACCAGAACCGAGGACGACGAAGGUCGCAGCGGUCCGAGAGAGACGUCGACAAGUGAGAUCCGCUAACAGCCUCAAGUUAUCAGAGUUGAAGAUCU